This is a messenger RNA of Saprolegnia parasitica CBS 223.65, 555 nucleotides long. RefSeq lists its product as hypothetical. The transcript has a single exon. The record is from RefSeq and is a predicted model, not a curated record. NCBI's taxonomy places the organism in Eukaryota, Oomycota, Saprolegniomycetes, Saprolegniales, Saprolegniaceae. Bases 1 to 555 code for a protein of 184 amino acids.
AUGCCCCUCGCACUGCGACGAGCCCUUGUCGAGACAGCGGCGCUGCCGCUCUCCGUUGUGCUUGGCUGCGUCCUUGCAGGGCUGCUCGUGCUACUGGCCUGCCUCGUCUGCUACCAUUAUGGCUACUGCUUUCGGCGUCGCCCCGCCACGUCCAGCCUCCACAAGCCAAGUGCGAAGAAGGCCCGGGAUACGGAACCCACCGUCAUGAACAACGAUGGCCGCGACUCGAUCUUCUUCAUCCUUGGGGAUACCAACACAGCGGCGAUGGCGAUGGCAGUGACCGACACAGACUCGAGCGACGCCGAUGCAGUGGAACUCUGGUCGAGCGAGAACCGCUCCACGAACCGGUCGACCGACUUUUUCUUUGCGCCGCCCAGUGGCCACGAAAGCAUUGGCUGCAACGUCGCGGUGGACAUCUAUGGCUCGUCAUGGGGCAGCGCGUCGGGCCGCUCCAGCUACACGCUCUCUGAAGAGUCGGUCCUGUACCUCGAGAGCCGGCGGUCAAUGGACGACGACUGCAUCUCCGAGGGUGCGAUGGACAGCAGCGAGUACUAG